AUGAGCACCUCCGUUGUUCAGAAUCCUCCUCGCACCACACCACGAGCUGCAGCUGCAACGGCGGAAACAACGAGUAAUCAAGCUUUCUUGUCAUCACCGGACGAAGUGAGUCGUUCCAUGAUUAUGGCUGCAUUGGAACAACACGCAGGCGGAUUUGAAAGCGAACGACGUUUUCAAACUUCCAACCCCAAACACCCACAACACUAUUUAUUACUGCAUGAGGAUGGAAAUGAUGAUAACAAAUCCAAUCAUCUCUUCAAUGUGGAUCAUAAUCACGAUAUUGCAACAGCAACAACAGAUGCGUCAUCGCUUCGAGGCGUAAAAUUAUUCUUGUCCAAUGAUGGAAGUAUUGUAGGUGCUCGGAGACAGAUCGUUUCAGUUUCGGAACGAGUGGCACAGUGGAUGAAGAGCAUCAAACGAUCGAGUAAUCAAAUUCGGUUUCAUUUACAAUUUAAUGCAAGUCUUACAUUGGGACAAGUUUUAAAAUAUGGGAUACCACUGACAACCAUUCUAAUUUAUUGUAUAUACAAGCUAAUAAGUUAUGUAAAAUAUCAUUACUUUAGAGACAAAUCCAAAGACAUUUCCAAUCCAAAUAACAAGUAUAGGAUUUCUUUAAAAAAACUGUGGAGAAGAAAUUCAAGAUCACCAAGUCAAGACCAGCUUGCAGAAUCUGACGAUGAAAAGAAUGAAACAACCACAGGUUCAACUAAUUUUGAUGACUCAAAAUCUGUACAGACAACAUCAGACAUUUUACUACCUCCUUCUCCAAAUUAUUUACUUUCGGAACGAAAUAUUAAUGGUGUGAAAGGUGUCAUGCUUCCCUCUGGAAGAUGGCUUUCAUACGAAGAAUAUGGAAACACAUCGAGUAGAACCAGAGUGAUUUUCUUUUUUCACUCCAUUGGUCAAUCACGAUUGGAGAUACCUUGUAAUGAACAUGAUAGCAUUGCCAAACAAUUUAAUGUAAGAUUUAUUCAUGUAGACCGACCUGGUUACGGACAAUCAAGUCAACAAAAAGCAAGAAGUUUUUUAUCCUUUGCCAAAGAUAUUGCCCAGCUCUCGAACAUUCUUGAAAUUGAGCAAUACUCUGUGAUGGGUGCUUCUACAGGAUCAUGCUAUGCUUACGCUUGUGCGUACUUGAAUAUUGAUAACAAGGUUGUUUCGUGUAAUAUACUUAGUGGAGAGCUGCCAUACUCACUCCUUCCACAUGCCCAAUUAUCUAGAUUUCUGAAAGAUGUAUUCUUGCUUGUUAAUUACGUGCCUGUACCGGUAUUUAAACUGUUGCUAAAAAUUGCAGCAUCAGGUACGAUUUUUACUGAACCUGAAAAAUUCACAACUUAUAUUCGUCAAAGCGCCUACUACUCAAAAGAGAAUAUUGAGGAUUUACAAAAUUUUUGUGCCAAUUGUGUGCUAAGCUUGCGUGAGGGUAUGAAUGCAUAUGGUAUUACUGAGGUUCUUCGAGAGCUGAAAAUGGAAAGAGAAGAUUGGGGUUUCUCGUUGAAAGACAUUACAAUACCGGUACAUGUUUGGCAUGGAGAAACCUCACAAAUUAUUCCUUUAAGCUUACUCCGCUCAGCGAUACCUAGUUUGAUUAGUGACAGAUAUACAGAACACAAAAUUACUGACGUCAAGUUGAAAUCAAAACAGAAAUCAUCUAGAAAAAGUGAGAAAGAGCGAUCAUCAACGUCGGCAUACUCUUCUACUCUCACACGAGUAGGUUCUUCAGAUACUAUUGAAACCAUGACAACUUCUUUCACAAUCGAUACACGAAAAACGCCUGAAGAUAAUAACUCAAAUCUGAAUAAUUUUAGAUACACCAAUGUUAAUUUGCACACCGUCAGCGAUAGAGGUCACUUUUUCUGGAGGAAUGCUUUGAUAUUCGCAGAAGUUGUGAAAACAGUUUCAGAGCACAUUGAAAACAUUUAUGAUCUUCAAAAUGAUUACAGCUACUUAUCAGAGACCACUUCUCUGUUUGAAUUUAGGACUGAUUUCUAA
Molecule: messenger RNA, 1992 nt
Organism: Naegleria lovaniensis
Lineage: Eukaryota; Heterolobosea; Eutetramitea; Acrasida; Naegleriidae
Exons: 1
Coding region: 1-1992 (663 amino acids)
Source: RefSeq, a predicted model, not a curated record